AAUUUUACUUGUUGCUUAAAGUCUCUUCAUUUUAUUUCGAUAAUCAUGGACGGUUUGGAUCUUGAUCUGUUUCUUCUUUUGAAUCCUGGGUUUUGGUUGGAGCAUUUUUGCAGCAAAAGAUGCGUAUCAAAUUGUCAGUGAAUAGUGAAAAAUGCAGGAAGAAGGCAAUGCAAGUAGCAGUUGUUGCAGAUGGUGUAACUUCAGUGGCGAUGGAAGGGGAAUUUCAGGAUGAGCUUGUGGUUGUUGGAGAUGGAGUGGAUACAGCUUCUUUGAUUAUGGCCUUGAGGAAGAAAGCAUGUCAUGUCACUCUUGAGACUCUUGAAGAAGUGAAGAAGCCACAGAAGAAGCCACAGGUCGAAGAGAAGUCUGUUACACCGCAUUGCUGCAUAGCUCAAUGUCCUGUGGUUAGCAAUGAGCAGCCAAGGCCUGAGGUUUAUAGAAUAGUGCAUGAUUCUUAUGGUCCAACUACUGGGUGCUUAGUUAUGUAAAAGAAGACUAACGAUAUAGAUUCCAUUUCC
Arabidopsis arenosa is the source of this 518-nucleotide messenger RNA. The record is from the annotation of a GenBank genome assembly. NCBI's taxonomy places the organism in Eukaryota, Viridiplantae, Streptophyta, Magnoliopsida, Brassicales, Brassicaceae.